CAGGAGAGAUAAGGGACUAUCGUGGAUCCUCUGGGGAGCCUCAACAACCUCAUGAUGCUGACGAGGCAGAGAAGAGUCUCUCCAGAUCAGAACUCCUCAAGAAACACCUGCAGAGAUCCACAGGGAAGAUAACUCACUGCUGCUCUGACUGUGGGAAGAGAUUCACCUCCUCAGGCAUUAAAAUUCAUCAGAGAACACACACAGGAGAGAAACCUUAUAGCUGUGAUCAAUGUGGGAAGAGUUUUACUACAUCUAGCAAUCUGACUGUACACCAGAGAACACACACAGGAGAGAAACCUUAUAGCUGUGGUCAAUGUGGGAAGAGUUUUACUACAUCUAUCCAGCUGACAUUACACCAGAGAACACACACAGGAGAGAAACCUUAUAGCUGUGAUCAAUGUGGGAAGAGUUUUACUACAGCUGGUCAUCUGACUUUACACCAGAGAACACACACAGGAGAGAAACCUUAUAGCUGUGAUCAAUGUGGGAAGAGUUUUACUACAUCUGGCCAUCUGACUUUACACCAGAGAACACACACAGGAGAGAAACCUUAUAGCUGUGAUCAAUGUGGGAAGAGUUUUGGUAGAUCUGGCCAGCUGACAUCACACAAGAGAACACACACAGGAGAGAAACCUUAUAGCUGUGGUCAAUGUGGGAAGAGUUUUGGUAGAUCUGACCAGCUGACAUUACACCAGAGAACACACACAGGAGAGAAACCUUACAGCUGUGAUCAAUGUGGAAAGAGAUGUACUACAUCUGGCCAGCUGACAUUACACCAGAGAACACACACAGGAGAGAAACCUUAUAGCUGUGAUCAAUGUGGGAAGAGAUUUACUACAUCUAGCCAGCUGACAUUACACCAGAGGAUACACACAGGAGAGAAACCUUAUUGCUGUAAUCAAUGUGGGAAGAGUUUUACUCAGCUGAACAGCCUGAUAGUACACCAGCGGACACACACAGGAGAGAAACCUUUUAGCUGUGAUCUAUGUGGGAAGAGAUUUACUACAUCUAGCGCUCUUACUUCACACCAGAGAAUACACACAGGAGAGAAACCUUAUUGCUGUAAUCAAUGUGGGAAGAGUUUUACUGAAUCUAGCUCGCUGACUAAACACCAGAGAACACACACAGGAGAGAAAUCUUAUAGCUGUGAUCAAUGUGGGAAAAGUUUUACUGAAUCUAGCUCUCUGACUAAACACCAGAGAAUACACACAGGAGAGAAACCUUAUACCUGUAAUCAAUGUGGAAAGAGUUUUACUCACCUACAAAGCCUGAUAGUACACCAGCGGACACACACAGGAGAGAAAUCUUUUAGCUGUGGUCAAUGUGGGAAGAGAUUUACUACAUCUAGCGCUCUUACUUCACACCAGAGAAUACACACAGGAGAGAAACCUUAUUGCUGUAAUCAAUGUGGGAAGAGAUUUACUACAUCUAGCGCUCUUACUUCACACCAGAGAAUACACACAGGAGAGAAACCUUAUUGCUGUAAUCAAUGUGGGAAGAGUUUUACUGAAUCUAGCUCGCUGACUAAACACCAGAGAACACACACAGGAGAGAAACCUUAUAGCUGUGGUCAAUGUGGGAAGAGUUUUACUACAUCUAUCCAGCUGACAUUACACCAGAGAACACACACAGGAGAGAAACCUUAUAGCUGUGAUCAAUGUGGGAAGAGUUUUACUACAGCUGGCCAUCUGACUUUACACCAGAGAACACACACAGGAGAGAAACCUUAUAGCUGUGAUCAAUGUGGGAAGAGUUUUACUACAGCUGGCCAUCUGACUUUACACCAGAGAACACACACAGGAGAGAAACCUUAUAGCUGUGAUCAAUGUGGGAAGAGUUUUACUGCAUCUGGCCAUCUGACUUUACACCAGAGAACACACACAGGAGAGAAACCUUAUAGCUGUGAUCAAUGUGGGAAGGGUUUUGGUAGAUCUGGCCAGCUGACAUCACACAAGAGAACACACACAGGAGAGAAACCUUAUAGCUGUGGUCAAUGUGGGAAGAGUUUUGGUAGAUCUGACCAGCUGACAUUACACCAGAGAACACACACAGGAGAGAAACCUUAUAGCUGUGAUCAAUGUGGGAAGAGUUUUACUACAUCUGGCCAUCUGACUUUACACCAGAGAACACACACAGGAGAGAAACCUUAUAGCUGUGAUCAAUGUGGGAAGAGUUUUGGUAGAUCUGGCCAGCUGACAUCACACAAGAGAACACACACAGGAGAGAAACCUUAUUGCUGUAAUCAAUGUGGGAAGAGUUUUACUGAAUCUAGCUCUCUGACUAAACACCAGAGAACACACACAGGAGAGAAAUCUUAUAGCUGUGAUCAAUGUGGGAAGAGAUUUACUACAUCUAGCUCUCUGACUUCACACCAGAGAAAACACACAGGACAGAAACCUUAUAGCAGUAAUAAAUGUGGGAAGAUAUAGCUGUGACCAGAGAUAAUCUGAUAAAAGAUCUCGGAUUCAACAUCAGAAAAUACAUGUUAUAUAAUAAAUUGGUCUAUAAUCAGUUUUAUGAACAAUCCUACAUCACUCCAGUAUUUAUUGAAAACAUUCAAGUGCUAAUUGUCUUUAUUCCACUACUGAAGAAGCAUGACUCAAAUCACCUCAUACUUCAAACAUUCAGCCUGACAAAAGAUACAUGUUUUAUUAUUCCAUGCCUCACCCUUAAGUGAAGUAUUGCCAAUAUAUAUUAACAAAGGGGUGUACAUUUGGUUUUGAUUUUCAUAUUUACAAUUUAUGUAACAUUUAGUCAUAGUUAUUUAUGCAACCAGCUGACAAUUUUUGGGUACUAUUAUAUUGAAAUUGUUAUCCUGCUUUUAGAAUAUCAGGGAUCAUUCUCAGAUGUACCAACCCACAUGUACUAGAGCACAAGUGUCAAACUCAUUCCACGGGGGGCGAGUGUCUGCGGGUUUUCGCUCCUCCCUUGUACUUGAUUGAUGAAUUAACAUCACUAAUUAGUUAGGAACUCCCCACACCUGGUUGUCUAGGGCUUUAUUGAAAGGAAAAACCAAAAACCUGCAGACACUAGGCCCUCCGUGGAAUGACAUGACAUUGGGGACUGGGCCCCGAUCCAACAACAUGCCUAUCGAGUGAACCCUGAAAAGAGAGAGAAGCUCGGGAUAUUGCAGGAGCUCUUGAAAUCAGACAUGACUAAUACAAUUUGAUUUGAGUUUUGUCCAAGGCGAUGAGAGUUUUAGGAGGACGAGAGUUCUAGAAGCUGGUGAGUUUCAGGAUUCUAUAGAAAGUAAUUAUAUUUUUUUCAUUUAUGUUUUGAGGUUGGACUUUAGCACGUAUAGCUCGUCAGCACGUCCAGCUUGUCAGCACGUCUAGCUCGUUAGCAAGUAUAGCUCGUUAACACCAAUCAAUGAGCCCUACGUGCUAUCUCGUUAGUCAGUAUGUGUUACACCUGUGCUGGCUUGUCCAUCUCGUUAGUGGGAAGGUGUUUCACCUGAGCUGGUCCAGGUUCUAUUUAAGAGUGUCUGGCCCAGUGCUCCAGUUGUCUUGAUAGAUGUGGAGAGUCAACACCUUUAGUUGCUCCACCUUUUUGGUUUGCUUCCUGUCUUUAAGUUUGGUGUGUUUUUUUCUUUUGUUUGCCUCUUCUUGGGCAGAUUUAGUGGGUCUCAUGGUGGGUGACUUUUAGGUCCCAGUUGUUACCAGUCAAUUUUCAAUCGAUGCCCCGUAGUGUCUUUCAGAGCCCCUCCUAAAAAACUAGUUAUGUUUUGGGUUGGAUGUAGCAUUAUAUUGUUAAUAUUUGAAUCAAUGGCAUUUCCUUUGCAAUGCUCAUUAGUCUUUCCGUUGUUCUUCUUUUUUUAUCCUCAAUAUUUCAGUUUUUUUUCGUUGUUUUUUUUCUGAGAAGCCAUUGUGUUGCAUCCAUGUCUGAAAUGUGCUUAGGUCCCAGUUGUUGUUACUAGUCAAUUUACAGUGGACACCCUUAUAGUGCCUUUCAGAACCCUCCUAAAAAAACAAGCUAAUAUUUUGGGUGUGUUAUUGCAUCCAAUAAAUAUUUUAAUCAAUGGAAUUUCCUUAAAAUGUUCAUUAUUCUUCUGUAUGUGUACUAACUUUUUGAUUAUUUUCAUUGUCUUUUAUUUGUUUUUUUCUUGUUCCUGUUCCAUUCA
This is a messenger RNA of Salvelinus fontinalis (brook trout), 4120 nucleotides long. RefSeq names its product zinc finger protein 850-like. Gene Ontology annotation, molecular function: DNA-binding transcription factor activity, RNA polymerase II-specific; RNA polymerase II cis-regulatory region sequence-specific DNA binding. The annotation marks the transcript as partial. Lineage: Eukaryota; Metazoa; Chordata; Actinopteri; Salmoniformes; Salmonidae. The transcript has a single exon. The record is from RefSeq and is a predicted model, not a curated record. Gene Ontology annotation, biological process: regulation of transcription by RNA polymerase II.